Molecule: messenger RNA, 1037 nt
Organism: Scophthalmus maximus (turbot)
Lineage: Eukaryota; Metazoa; Chordata; Actinopteri; Pleuronectiformes; Scophthalmidae
Gene: pdyn
Product: prodynorphin
Exons: 3
Coding region: 166-855 (229 amino acids)
Biological process (GO): neuropeptide signaling pathway; sensory perception; chemical synaptic transmission
Cellular component (GO): plasma membrane; dendrite; neuronal cell body
Molecular function (GO): opioid receptor binding
Source: RefSeq, a predicted model, not a curated record
GGUGACACGCUCAAGUCUGCGGCGAUAAAAACGAACGGCGACGAGGCGCGCAGGAGAGCGCAGGAGAGUGGACAUCAGCGAGCUUCCACUUGGUGCUGGAUGCGCCUCUGCGAGUCUUAACGCGGCUGGAAGUAUCUAUCCAACACCCGAGGGACCCGGUGAAGAAUGGAGUGGUAUGUCCUGGUCCUGGUACUGAUCCUGAGCUUGCCGCCCUCCAUACGUUCAGACUGCUCUUCACAGUGCCAGAAAUGUGUGCAGCAAAUCCUCAGCCCAGACGCCGCCUUCAGCAGCCUGUCGUGCGGUGCGGAGUGUGACGGGCAGCUGGAGACCUGCGGCCAGGCGCCGGGGCUGGCGGACUUCAGCCAGGAUGAAGGCGCGGCGGAGGAGGAGAGCCAGAAGGCGGAGCUGGUCAAGCGCUACGGGGGCUUCAUCAAGAGGAUCAACAAGAACAAGAUCUUUACGUCGCCGUGGCGCGAGAACUACGUCCUGAAGGCGGGAGCGCUGCCCAAGAAGUACGAGGACUUGUUGAAGAGGCUGGAGGAGAGGGACGCGGACGCGUCGGAGGACGCGGACGACGCCCCGGAGUACCCGAUGCUCCGCCACUACACUAAACGUUACGGCGGCUUUUUACGCAAAUUUGGCCCCAAGUUGAGGAGGAGUAGCUCCGCGGAGCAGGAGAGCGAGGAGCCCGAGGAGCUGCAGAAGCGCUACGGGGGCUUCAUGAGGAGGAUCCGGCCGAAGUUGAACAACCUGAAGUGGGACAAGCGGUACGGGGGCUUUCUGCGGCGCCACUUCAAAAUCUCCGUGCGCUCGGUCGAGGAGCCGUAUUACUCCUACGACGACACGAGCCUAUAGACGAACCCUGCGGAGACAGGAACACUAGAAGGAGCUCACCCGCCACCAUCCAUCUACUAGUAUCAUAUGCCUGCCUCUCCUGCUUACAGCCCACUCAGUCGGCUUCUGUGUAACGACCCCACAUCUCUGUGUUAUUGACAUUAUAGUCUCUUUCAAUAAAGGAUGCUUGUUUAAUAAAACCA